Epinephelus moara (kelp grouper) is the source of this 2323-nucleotide messenger RNA. RefSeq names its product cytochrome P450 3A30-like. The transcript is spliced from 15 exons. Lineage: Eukaryota; Metazoa; Chordata; Actinopteri; Perciformes; Serranidae. The coding region runs from base 80 to 1606 and encodes 508 amino acids. The record is from RefSeq and is a predicted model, not a curated record. Gene Ontology annotation, molecular function: heme binding; steroid hydroxylase activity; oxidoreductase activity, acting on paired donors, with incorporation or reduction of molecular oxygen.
GCCACACCUCCUGGACAUGCAGUUCAUGAGUUCAGUGCAAAUCUGAUGACAUUACAACUCUGCUGAACAAGAGAGAACGAUGAACUACCUUCCUUUCUUCUCUUUAGAAACAUGGAUUCUACUGAUCACAUUUAUCUGUUUAUUUGUUAUGUAUGGCAACUGGACUUAUGGGACAUUUAAGAAGUUGGGGAUCCCAGGUCCCAAGCCCCUCAUGUUCUUGGGCUCAGUUUGCAGGCUCAACCCUGUGUACUACUUGGAUGACAAAGAGUGUGCUCAGAAGUAUGGCAGAGUAUGGGGUACAUAUGAGCUCAGGAAGCCCAUGCUGGUUGUGAUGGACCCUGACAUGUUGAAAACCAUUCUGGUGAAGGAGUGCUUCAGCUACUUUACCAACCGGAGGAACUUGCGCCUGAAUGGAGACCUCUAUGACUCAGUGUCUAUUGCUGAGGACGACAAGUGGAGACGGAUUCGUAACAUCCUCACUCCCUCCUUCACCUCUAGCCGUAUAAAAGAGAUGUUUAGCCUCAUGAAACAUCAUUCCCGCAAACUGACAGCCAGCAUGCAGUCCAAGGCCCAAAACAAUGAAGUUAUUACUGUAAAAAACUUCUUCGGAGCCUACAGUAUGGAUGUGAUGGCGAGCUGUGUAUUCAGUGUGGACAUGGACUCAAUCAGCAACCCCUCAAAUCCCAUGAUCACCCAUGCCACGAAGCUGUUCAGACUCUCCAUACCUCUUUUCGUGUUCCAAGGGUGUUUCCCCGUAUUUCUUCCCCUCUUGGAGCUGCUCGGUGUCUCCCUUUUUCCUAAGACUUCUACUGAUUUCUUUAAAACGCUUCUGGAGAAGGUCAGAACGAAACGCAACGGGAGCUCACACGAGAAUUCCAGAGAUAUACUUCAAAAUAUGAUAAACUCUCAGACUGCCAGUGAACCCAAGAAAGACAAGCAGCAUAACGGUCUUACUGAUCAUGAGAUCUUCUCCCAAGCCACAAUAUUUGUAUUGGCUGGUCAUGAGACAAGUGCCAUCACUCUCGUUUUCUUGGCCUACAAUUUGGCGAGAAAUCCUGAAGUCAUGAAACGCCUGCAAGAGGAGAUAGACUCCACUUUCCCUAAUAAGGGUGCUGUCCAAUAUGAAGCUCUGAUGCAGAUGGAGUACCUAGACAGUGUUGUCAACGAGUGUCUGAGGCUCUACCCUCCAGCUGGACGUGUGGAACGAGUAGCCAAAGAAACUGUAGAGAUCAACGGAAUAAAAAUCCCAAAGAACAUGACUGUUAUGGUUCCAGUGUACGCUCUGCAUCAUGACCCUGAGCUGUGGCCAGAGCCCGAGGAGUUCAAGCCUGACAGAUUCAGUAAGCAGAACAAGCAGAGCAUCAACCCAUACACUUACCUGCCAUUUGGGAUCGGGCCAAGGAACUGUUUGGGGAUGCGAUUUGCUCUGAUGAUGGUCAAACUGGCCUUGGUGGAAGUUUUGCAGAACUACAGCUUCUCUAUCUGUGAGGAGACAGAGAUCCCUUUGAGGAUGGACCCUAAAGGCCUUGUUGGACCCCUCAAUCCAAUCAAAUUAAAGCUGGAGACACGUUCAAUGACCUCAGGAAAGGAGGACAAGUCCAACUAGGAAAUACACUCCUCAAAACUGAGAUAUGACAUUGAAUAACAGCCAGAAGUAUUUUUGCAGAACAUGAUGAUGUCACAGUUCAUUUAACCUUUGACCUUUUGUAUAUAAAACAUCAUUACUCCAUCUUUUUAUCCUAUUAGACAUUUGUGUGAAGUUUUGUGAUAAUUAGUGUAUGAAUUCUUACAGUUUGGCAAAAAUUUGCUUUGUGAGGUCAUAGUGACCUUGACCACCCUCAAGCUGUUCACAGAAAUGAGACAGACAAGGUUUUCGUGACCUUUAACCACCAUAAUCUAAUCAGUUCACUGGACAGUUGUGCCAAAUUUGAGAAAAAUAAAAAAAAAAUCCUCAAGGCAUUCCUGAGAUAUCGCCUUCACAGAAUGGGACGGAUGGAGCGACAGACGGAGACGGAGGGAUAGACGGCUAUCGUAUCAUAACAAAGGAAUACAGUUCUGAAUAUCAAAACACUAAUGAAUGCACUUUGGGUAGUGAUCCAAACAUGUAAGCUACCAAAAUUUGUGACAAUUACAUGAAACUAAAAAGUUUCACAAAACACUCAAAAUGGUGGAAAUGUCAAGAACACACAAGGAUAGUGUAAUAUAUAGUUAAAAUAGUAGUUUCAUAGUUACAUGUAAGAUAAUCAAUAAACUGUGAUAAAAUAAACUUUGGGAACUGGUUAUACUGUACCUCUGGAGGCUAAUAAAGCACAUAAUAAAUGUU